AUGGCUAAUUUUAAUAAAGGUGUUCGUUAUACACGACCUCUAACAAAUGAACGUACCGGUCCACGAUUUAAUCAACCACUACCGAAUCGAAAUAUUCCAAGAAAUAAUUUCACUGAUAUUCGACCUCAACUAUCCAAACCAAAUAAUACUCAACAACUUUCUAAUAAACCAUCAACUGAAAUUAAUACUUCUACACCAGCAUCAACAAUCACAUCCAAUUCACCUAUGCAAAAUCAAACAGGAAAAUCUGAACAAAAUAAUUCAUCUUUAACAACAUCAAAUCAAACGAGUUCUAUUGAGAAUAAAACAAAUACUUCAACAAAUGUUACACCUGUAGAUGAACAACCACUAGUAGGUUCUGGGGGACAAAAACGACCAUAUCCAGGUCAACAAACAAAUACUUCAACAUCACAAAAAACUUCCCAAGGUGGUCGUUCACGUUUAUUUAUUGGUAACAUUCCAUCAGAUUUAACACAAGAAGAAUUUCAAACCUUAUUUAAUAAAUAUGGUGAACUUAUUGAAUAUUAUGUCAAUCCAUCACGUGGUUUUGGUUUUGUUAAACUUAGUUCAAGACAAUUAGCUGAACAAGCUAAAACUGAUCUUGAUGGUCAUAUUUUACGUGGUAAACCAUUACGUAUUCGUUUUGCAAGUCAAGGUGCCAUUGUUAAAGUUAAAAAUUUAUCAAUGAAUGUAUCAAAUGAAUUACUUAAAGAAGCAUUUGAACAAUAUUUUGGUGGUGUUGAGCGUGCUGUUAUUAUUGUUGAUGAUCGAGGAAAAUCAACUGGUGAAGGAAUUGUUGAAUUUGAAAAAAAACCAUCGGCACAAAAAUGUCUUAAUGAAUGUACUGAAAAAUGUUUCUUUAUAACACGAGACUCAAAACCAAUUAUUGUUGAACCAUGGGAUAUGAAAGAUGAAGAUGAUGGUCUACCAGAAAAAUUAUUAACUCGUAAUGAUGUAUAUUUUAAAGAAAGAGAAUUACCACCACGUUUUGCUGAACCAAAUACAAUUGAAUAUACAAUUGGUCUUAAAUGGAAACAAUUAGAACUACAAGAAAAACAAUUAUUAGAAGAAGUUAAAAAACGUAUGCAAUAUGCAUCGGAACAAUUACAAAUUGAAAUUAAUCAAAUGUUACUAGAACAUGAAGCACAAUUAUUAAGAGACGAAUUAACACGUCGUCAAGAAGAUCUUCGUCGAAUCGACGAACUUCGAUCACAUGAUUUUGAACGUCGUCGUAAUAUGAUGCCAAUGCAUCAUCCUGAUGCAUAUAAUGUUUCUGUAGGUAAUGCAUAUCAUCAAAAUCAGGCAGCAUCUAAUACAUAUCCGUAUAAUAAUUUUCAACAAACUCCAUAUGCAAAUCCGACAACAUUUAUUCAACAAUCAUCACCAAUAGAUGCUGCUUAUACAACAAAUCAGGUAGCACGUGGAUAUAAUUUACCAUCAGGUCCUAAUGUACGUACAGGUGGGGUUGACUUUAAUCAACAGCAACAACAACAAGGAUUUGAUCGAAAACGUCCGAGAUACUGA
Molecule: messenger RNA, 1524 nt
Organism: Rotaria sp. Silwood1
Lineage: Eukaryota; Metazoa; Rotifera; Eurotatoria; Philodinida; Philodinidae
Source: the annotation of a GenBank genome assembly